AUGGCAUUGGAAAAGGUUCCAUAUUCCCCCUUCUUUUACUCUGUUUAUGUCAUGUUUAUGAUGAACUUGGUGAUCGCAUCCGAUACCUUAAGUCCAGGUCAGUCCAUUAAAGAUGGAGAGAGAUUGGUCUCUUCAGGCCAAAGCUUUGAGCUUGGGUUCUUCACUCCAGAAAACUCCAAGUACAGGUACUUGGGGAUAUGGUACAAAUUUAGUCCUGAAAAAGUCGUUUGGGUUGCCAACCGAAACAACCCACUCACUGAUUUAAAUGGUGUUCUCACAUUUAGCGAUGAGAGGAAUCUUGUUGUUCUCAACCGAUCAAAGAGCAUCAUCUGGUCUUCGAAUUCAUCCGGGGUUUUAAGAAACCCAGUCGCACAGUUGUUGGAUUCUGGUAACCUUGUCGUUUCAGAGAAUACAAGUCAACAUUCUGGUGAAUGGUCAUGGGAGAGCUUUGACUAUCCAACUGACACCCUUUUAGCUGGUAUGCGAAUGGGAUGGAACUUCAAAUCUGGUUUCGAAUGGCGUCUGACUUCUUGGAAAAGCACGGAUGAUCCUUCCUGUGGAGAAUAUACCAUUGGAAUAAAUGUUAAUGGGUUGCCCCAAUAUGAAAUGCUCAAACGAGGCUCCACAAAAACAUUGCGGACAGGGCCAUUCAAUGGAUUCGGUUUCCCGGGAGAUCCAUCGACUAAGAGUGCCCUUUUCAAGCCGUGGUUUGUUUACAAUGAAACAUAUGCAUAUUUUGAGUUUGAAUCUUUAAGGUAUGAUAUCUUCACCAUACUCACAUUGAAUCAGUCUGGUCUUGCUCAACGUCUUCUGAGGAAGAGAGAGAGCUCUACAUGGGAGGUCAUGACCUCAUCUCCCCAUGAUCCAUGUGAUCACUACGGGCGGUGUGGUGCUAAUGCUUUUUGCAAGAGGAACGAAGAACCUAGAUGCCAGUGCUUGCAGGGAUUCAUGCCCAAAUCCCCAGAAGAGUGGCUGUUAUUUAAUUCAACCAGCGGGUGCAUUAGGAAAGCUCAGUUAAAUUGCUCUCAAAAACAGGGCUUUCUGAAACUUUCGAUGCUGACUCUGCCCGACCUGAUAGACUUCUGGGUAAACAAGAACAUGAGCCUUGAGGAGUGCAAGGUGGAGUGUCUAAAGAACUGUUCUUGCACAGCUUAUGCUAAUUCAGAUGCACGAGGAGGAGGAAGCGGCUGUCUGAUGUGGUUCAGCGAUCUCAUUGAUAUAAGAGAAUUUGAAGAAGAUGUACAAAAUAUCUUCAUUAAAUUAUCUGCUUCUGAGUUAGGUAAAUAUGUACAUAGUGAUUCAGUUAGCAACCACUUUUCUAAGCUGCGAUAUUCCAUCCAAAGCCCUGUCAAUAAGAAAAUACUGUUGACAGUCACGGUGGCUUCAGUCAUUUCUGGACUGCUCAUAGCAGGUAUAGCAUUGAGCAUUAUGUGGAAGAGCAGAAUGAAAAGAAGAGGCUUACAAAGUCAGAAGGAAGACAUUGAUUUACCAUUAUAUGAUUUUUCUACCAUUGCUGUUGCUACUGGACAUUUCUCACAGACCAACAUGAUUGGAGCGGGUGGCUUUGGUUCAGUCUACAAGGGAAAUCUCUCCAUGGGUCAAGAAAUAGCUGUGAAGAGGCUGUCGAAAGAUGAUGACAGAAGCUUCUUGUUAGCGUGGAAAAGUCGCUUCGACAUAGUUUUAGGAAUUGCGAGAGGACUUCUUUAUCUUCAUCAAGAUUCAAAACUGCAAGUCAUUCACAGAGAUCUCAAAACAAGUAAUAUUUUGUUAGAUGUGGACCUCAAUCCUAAAAUCUCAGACUUUGGCCUUGCAAGAAUCUUUGGAGGCAAUGAAAGAGAAGCAAGAACGAGAAGAAUCAUUGGUACCUAUGGCUACAUGUCCCCAGAAUAUGCUUUUGAUGGAAAAUUCUCUGUGAAAUCCGAUGUUUUUAGCCUUGGUGUAGUUUUGCUAGAGAUAGUAAGUGGCAAAAAGAACAGAGGGUUUUGCCAUCCUGAUCAUCAACACAACCUUCUUGGGCAUGCAUGGUUGCUGUGGAGCGCAGGCAGGUCCUUGGAGCUUCUACAUGAAUCUCUAUGUGACUCCUUCAUUGCAUCCCAAGUAGAGAGAUGCAUUCAUGUUGGUUUGCUAUGUGUCCAAAAGCUUCCUGGAGAUAGGCAAACAAUGUCUUCAGUCGUUUUCAUGUUAGCGAAUGAGGAAGCAAUCUUGCCACAACCUAAACAGCCCGGUUUCUUUAUGGAGAGAGAGGCAUCUCCAAUAAGGGAAAACUUGUACACAGGGAAUAUCGUUACGAUCACCAUGCCAGAAGGUGACUCAUUAAGUUCAGGCCAGUCCAUUAGCGAUGGAGAGACAAUAGUUUCCUCAGGCCAAAGUUUUGAGCUCGGCUUCUUCUCUCCUGGAAACUCCAGGAACAGAUUCUUGGGGAUAUGGUACAAGAUCACUCCUGAGACGGUCGUGUGGGUCGCCAACAGGAACAACCCACUUGCCGAUUCAAAUGGUACUCUCACAAUUUCUAAUGAUGGAGCACUUGUUCUUCUAAACCAGUCGAAGAGUGUCAUUUGGUCUUCAACUUCAUCCGGGACACUCAGGAAUCCUGUCACUCAGCUUUUGGACUCAGGAAAUCUCAGCUUCGAUUACCCAUCUGACACGCUAUUAGCCAGUAUGAACAUGGGGUGGAACUUGGCAACUGGUUUAGAGAGGUACCUGAGUUCCUGGAAAAGCGCAGAUGAUCCAUCCCCUGGAGACUAUAUGUUCAGACUAAACAGACAGGGGUUGCCACAAUGGGAAAUACUCUUGACAGAUUCGGUAAUAAAGUAUCGGACGGGACUGUGGAAUGGAGUUCAAUUCAGUGGCACUGCCGUGGAACCGAGUUCAGUCUCUAAGCCUACUCUAAUUAACAAUGCCAGUGAGAUAUAUUUUACGUAUGAGCCUCUAUCAAAUGGAGUCAUUACAAGAGUCACGUUAAACCAGUCUGGAUUACUACAACGACUUGUGUAUAUGAAUAGGAGUGCUACAUGGGAUAUUAUGUACUCUACUCCAAAUGAUUUAUGUGACAAUUAUGCCAAGUGCGGUUCUAAUGGUUUCUGCAGAAUAAACGAGGCUCCCAUAUGCAAAUGCUUACGAGGGUACACGCCCAAGUCGCUGGAAGAAUGGGACGUGCUUAACUGGUCUUCGGGCUGUGUGAGAAUGCUACCCCUUAAUUGUUCGAAAGGAGAGGGCUUCUUGAAACUUUCCGGGGUGAAACUACCUAACCUGAUAGACUUCUGGUUAGAUAAGAAUAUGAGCCUUGACGAAUGCAAGGCCAAAUGCUUGAGAAAUUGUUCAUGUGUAGCUUAUGCUAAUUCAGAUGUUAGAGGAGGAGGUAUUGGCUGCCUAAUGUGGUUUGGCGACCUAAUCGAUAUUAGAGAAUUUCAUGGAGUUGACUACGACCAGAAUAUAUUCAUACGACUUCCAGCUUCUGAACUAGAUGCAAUCCAGGGUCCCAACAAGAAGAAAAGAUUGAUCAUCAUAGGGAUUCCACCCAUUUUGGUAGUGUUCAUUCUGGCUGUGGCGAUUUGGAUUAUUUACAGGAGGAGAAUACUGAAGGAGAGAGGUUGGAGAAGUGGAAAAGAUGACUUUGACUUGCCGUUAUAUGAUUUUGCUACGAUCGCUGCUGCUACUGACAAUUUCUCUUCAAGGAAUAUGAUUGGCCAGGGUGGCUUUGGCCCUGUCUACAAGGGCAAUCUUUCGGUGGAUCAAGAAAUAGCAGUAAAGAGGCUCAAGAAUUCGGGACAAGGUCUUGAAGAGUUUAUGAACGAAGUAAUUCUGAUUGCAAAACUUCAGCACAGGAAUCUCGUGGGACUGGUGGGCUGCUGCACCGAGAGAGAGGAAAGAAUUUUAAUUUAUGAAUAUAUGCCUAAUGGAAGCUUAGAUCAUUUCAUUUUUGAUCAGGAUAAAAGCUUCUCGUUGACGUGGAAAAUAAGAUUUGACAUUGUUAUGGGAAUUGCACGAGGACUUCUGUAUCUCCACCAAGAUUCAAAGCUUCAAAUUAUUCACAGAGACUUAAAGGCAAGCAACAUUUUGCUAGACGCCAACCUAAAUCCUAAAAUCUCGGACUUUGGCUUGGCUAGGAUAUUCACUGGUGAUGAAAAAGAAGCAAAAACUAGCAGAGUUGUUGGAACCUGCGGCUAUAUGUCCCCAGAGUAUUUAUUCAAUGGGAAUUUUUCCGUGAAAUCUGACAUAUUUGGCUUUGGAGUGCUUUUAUUAGAGAUUAUAAGCAGCAAAAUGAAUAGAGGGUUCUGCCAUCCAAACCACCACCACAACCUUCUUGGGCACGCAUGGUUGCUUUGGACCCAAGGCAGGGCCUUUGAAAUUCUUGACGAAUCAUUGUACGACUCUGCCAUCAAGUCUCAAGUAGAAAGAUGCAUUCAUGUCGGGCUGUUGUGCGUCCAAAAGUUUCCUGCAGACAGGCCAGCCAUGUCCACGGUCGCUUCCAUGCUGGGAAGUGAAGGAACGGUUCUGCCUCAACCUAAGCAACCAGGUUUCUUCACGGAAACCAGCCUGGAAAACUAUAAUUCAACUUCAAAUGGGGAAGAUUAUCAUACAAACAGUGCGGUGAGCAUCACAAUGCCAGUGGCCCGGUAGACACUCCAUCAUCUGUUAAUGAGGUUUUAUCCCCGACAAGAGAAAAACGCAACCUAAAUAGCAUUUCAAUGUCCUCCAAGGUCAUUUCUGUUUGUCUAGAUUUUCUUCUUGCUGUAUCCUAGAUUAGAUGAAAAGGCCUCUUGUUAAUACUGCUUGAGUGGGAUUAUGUAACCAAUAGAGCGACGAUAAAAGUGAGUGGAUAAUUACACUUUUAUUUAGCUGGCGGCUGAACUAAAAGUCUGAUGCAAUGGUCUAUAACAGUUUCCGCAAACUUCAGUGAU
This is a messenger RNA of Eucalyptus grandis, 4901 nucleotides long. Its product is annotated as G-type lectin S-receptor-like serine/threonine-protein kinase SD1-1. Gene Ontology annotation, molecular function: ATP binding; protein serine/threonine kinase activity. NCBI's taxonomy places the organism in Eukaryota, Viridiplantae, Streptophyta, Magnoliopsida, Myrtales, Myrtaceae. The record is from RefSeq and is a predicted model, not a curated record. Gene Ontology annotation, biological process: protein phosphorylation; recognition of pollen.